CGUAUGUAUAGAAAGGUGAAAGCCGUGCGAAGCUAAUGGCAAGGGUAAAGCUGAGCUCGCAGUGCGCCGCGUAACGGUGGUAAUGAGCCGCGCGUCAUCGAGAAGUUCGUUUCCGCUUGCACUCACGCACGAUUAAAAUUAAACGCGUAAUUUUUUGUUACACUUUGUAAUUUGCGAAACGAAAGAAGAAAACGGUGAUGUCGCGCGAUAAGCGUGUUUUAACGUGUUGCGUCUAUCUGCGUUUUAUUUUAUAAAAAGUUGAUCUUCUCUUUUGUGUUUUUUCUGUCAAUCUGAUAAUUUCAGUGCGACAAGUUAGACAUAAAAAAAAAAAAAAACUUUCUCGUUGUGCGCUCGUUGAUUUCGACGAACGAAUACUACGUGCUUGUGACGUCAACUGAUUAUUGCUGAUUUGAAAAAAAAACAUUUGUUUGUGUAGAAAAUAAACAUCGUUCAAACAAAAAAGUUCGAUCGGGCGCUAGAAAAUUGUUUCCGGCAAAAGAAACAUUCUUCCAAAUAUGAUCUAAAAAAAACCAAAUUUUACAAAUUUGAAAAAAAAAAGCCGCGAACGGUGCAAUUAAAAGUGCUUUUGAAAUUUUGUAAUUAAUUUUAUCUCUUUUUCUUUUUCGUUACAUAAGGUGUAUUAAUAAAAGUGUCGGCGCGAAUCGAUGCUUUUCGAAGAGGAGAAUUUAUGUGACGAAGAAACACACGAUAAUGCUCGUUUCGCGACACGAACUACGUGCGAAUAAAUUUUUGUGAUUUGUGAGAACACAACGUCAAUAAAAAAAUCGUCAUGAAGUGGAAGAGAGAACCGUGUAAAUUUCUGUCGGAGAAAACGUUUCUCAUAAUUAAGGAUGACCUGAGCAUCUUGAAAGGUACGACCAAAAAAUCAGACGGCAAGAAGACAGCGGUGAAAAAUGUGGGGAACACCGGGACUUGGCCGCCGAAAAUGAAACGCGUGCGUGCGUUCUGCAGGGAAGAGCUGGAGAGACCGAAAACGGCCAAUCUCGCGAGACCGAGCGUACUGGACCCUACGCUGGUGGACAAACUCGACAUGUCUCUGCUCAGCAAGGAGCUGCUGUGCGACUCAAUGACGCGUUUUCAAUCAUCAAAUGACAAAAUGUCGGCCGGUAACAACACGUCGACAUCGUCUUUGUCAUUGUUGUUGCCGUCGCCGCCGUUCGCGGCAAGACGACGUCAGAGCGCCGCAGUUACCACCGCAACCGCGAUGACUACUACUUUGUUGUCAGACGACGACGUCGUACCAGUACGUCGCAAGCGACAGAGCUUCGAACAGAUUGACGAGCCACGGAUUGUAGCGAACCAAAUGGAGAUCGACUCGUCAAGGUCGUCCUCCAUCGGAAGUCAGAAGAUCCUGUCACCACCAAAUACGCAGGAACAAGCGUCCUCCGGACGGAACACCGACGUCAGAAAAUUCGAUGAUAACAACAAUAGAAACGGUCCUCCCAAAGUCCUGUCCACCGUGAAGAAGAAGAACUCGCGCACCAGUCUACCGAGCGACUUAGAAAUAUUCACUACCGCGUCGGCAAAGAACGUAACCGCGCCGGAGCCCUGCAAGACCUGCGGACGUCCGGAUCAGCCCGAAAGAUUUCACAGUCAUCCGAAAGGCAGUCAGACGAAAAUCAAGGAGAUUCCACCGUCUGUUGCGACGGCCAAGUCGAAACUCGCCGUUCCGCCGGUUCCAAAGUCUAUCCAGAAACCGGUGGCGUUGAACUUCCGCAGCGAUAGGAACAAAAAGAAAUCGGAGAACACGGCGGAGAUGAAUUCGAGGACGCCGGCCACUCCCCAGGAUCCGUCGUCACGUGGAUCAGCGGAUCAGCGGGUCAGGUCGUCGUCCGCGAAACGCGGUCCCAGAACCGUCACAUGUUACAUAUGCGGUCGGGAAUUCGGCACCGCCAGUUUCCACAUACACGAGCCUAAAUGCAUGGAGAAAUGGGAGCGCGAGAAUAACUCGCUGCCGCCAUCCCAGAGACGGCCCAGGCCUCAAAAACCCGCGGUCGGAGUCGAGCACAGCGAUUGGAAUGCAGCGGCAUGGGAACAGAGUCAGGAACAAUUGGUUCCGUGCGCGAAAUGCGGCAGGACAUUUUUACCGGAACGAUUGCCGAUUCACGAAAGAAGCUGCAAAGCUGCCCCGAAGAACAACGAGCCAAAACUCGAACGACUGGCUACGCCGGCGAAUCCGCGCAGCGUCAUGCCGCCGACUGUUCCGUGUCGUAUGUGCGGUCGAAAAUUCGGCACCAGAAGCAUCAAAAUCCACGAGCCUCAGUGCAACAGACGUUGGCAAAUGCAGAACGAUUCAACAAAUCUGCAAAAUGACAACGCAGAGUUACCGUCCAUGUAUCCGGACUUGUCGCAAAAGAGAACCGUCACGUGUUACAUAUGCGGCAGGGAUUUCGGAACCAACAGUAUCGCCAUACACGAGCCGCAAUGUUUAAAGAAAUGGCAUGUGGAGAAUAACAAAUUGUCGCCGUCACGAAGGAGAAAGGAACCGCAGAAACCCGAGAUCGUGUACACACAGGAUCCUCAAACAGGAAACAGGGUGGUCGAUCAGGCGGCGACGGCUGAGGCCAAUUGGAUGUCGCACUUGAGCCAGUUGGUGCCGUGCAAGCAUUGUGGAAGAACCUUUAAUCCCGAUCGCGUGAACAUCCACGAGAAGAGCUGCAAAGGAAAUCGCUAAAGGUUUUAUCACGCGACGAGAAAAGAUGAAGUUUCUUCUGUUUAAUUUUAGAAACCGACUUUACAGAUAUAGACGUAAUUAAAAAAAAAAACUGUAACUGGCGGAAAAAAACAAUAGUAGAAUAUAUAUAUAUUAUACGAUAAUCUAUUGCCGUAAUUUUUUUAGAAGUGACGCAUCUGUGUUUUUAUAUGGAAAUAAAAUAACUAACUCUUUGCAAUUUUGUAACACACCGUUUGAUCUCACAGAGUUGUGAUUUACUUCUGUUUAAAAAGAUAAAUGACGAUACGUGUAUCAAAAAAACAAUAAAACAAUAAUGUAUUCGAUCACUUUGUUGUAUACAAAGCACCUAAAAAUGUAAUUUUUAUAAUAGAAAAAAAAUCUCAUUCAAGUGAUUCGCAAUGUUUAAUCUUACUUAACAUAGGUUUAGAAAUCUCACCUACACAUCUUUCCUUUUUGUUGCUGAUAUUAGAUAUAAAUCUUGUAAUAACAAAUACGAUUGUUGUUGAUAGGUAUAAUAAUAAUAAAAAAGUAUGUUUUAUUUUAUGUGUCGAAUUUGUCUAGGUUGAAUAAUUGAUUAAAUAAGAAUUUUAGGUUUUUGCAAACAGCUGUAUA
Messenger RNA from Pseudomyrmex gracilis, 3307 nucleotides. Its product is annotated as zinc finger protein 474-like. The transcript has 8 exons. The coding region runs from base 791 to 2695 and encodes 634 amino acids. Lineage: Eukaryota; Metazoa; Arthropoda; Insecta; Hymenoptera; Formicidae. The record is from RefSeq and is a predicted model, not a curated record.